Messenger RNA from Daphnia carinata, 1136 nucleotides. RefSeq lists its product as uncharacterized. Bases 125 to 1063 code for a protein of 312 amino acids. The record is from RefSeq and is a predicted model, not a curated record. The transcript has 5 exons. Lineage: Eukaryota; Metazoa; Arthropoda; Branchiopoda; Diplostraca; Daphniidae.
ACAAAUUAUGAUUCCGCUCGUAUCCUCAUAAUAAAAAGAAAGGUCGUCAGCAAUCGCCUAUAUUCCCCAGAUAUGAAUCGAAUGUGUCAUUGCAAGGGAGAUUGUUGGUUCCCGGGUUACUGAAAUGCAGUCCUGUUAUUUUUUCAGGAAUGUUCUUCUAUUAUUUCUUGUUAAUUUUGCCCUCCACAGAUCAAACGGAUGCUCGGAAAUUCAACAGUUAAUUCAUGCCUUACCUUAUGUAAGUUUGACUGACACAAAAUGUUUAAUAGGGAAUAAUUGUUCGUCUCUACAAUGCACAUCAACAGCUGAAAAGGCAACAUUUUCUGUUGGUUUUGCCGUCACAUGUGAUAAUGAUCCAACUAUUGAAAUAAAUGCCAAUAUUCCUACCUCAGGAAUUAUUUCAUGGAAUGCAACAUUUAAUGAUCAAACAGAAAAAGUGAUUCCUGGCUAUUUUUUUCCUGCAUCCCAAAACCACACCAUUCAAAGACAAGGCUAUCUGAAAGUUAGUUUAAAAAAGUCUACUGAAAGAGAUUCAUUUGUUUUACUGGGCCUAACACUUAAAGGUUGUGAAAACAUCCAAGAAAAUCAGGGAAUUGACUAUUCUUGCACUCAAAAACAAAUAAUUAACAAUCAACAACUUGCAUGUGGAAAGGGAAAAUUAAACAAUCAACAGAAGUUCUGUUCUUUGUUUCGACCUUUCGAAUGUGGUGAAAAAGAAACAUGUUCACAAAUUGAUAAAUCCAAUCAUGGCGAAUGCCAAUGUUUCAAAGGAUAUGCAAGGGAUGAAGAUGGGACUUGCUCUAAAAUAAUAACUCACCCUCAAGUUUCAACUGCUUCACCUACCAAGCAGGAAUCUAACGAAAGGGAUGUGUCAGAGUCGACGAAAGACCCUGCCGCGUUAGCGGUUAAUAUAGUAGUUCCACUUCUUGUCCUAAUACUGGUCACAGCUUUACUGUACGCAGCAUAUAAACAUGGAUUAAUCCACCAAUGUCUGGUUACUUUGUUCGGGAGAACUACUGAAACUGUUUUGGUCACAGAUGAUGACGAUUCACCUUUGGCUUGAGGUUGCCUGGAUAUAACCUCGGAUGAUGAAACAACCGGAAAGUUAGAAAUACAUAUAUAUAUUAUAAAGACAA